Molecule: messenger RNA, 960 nt
Organism: Mollisia scopiformis
Lineage: Eukaryota; Fungi; Ascomycota; Leotiomycetes; Helotiales; Mollisiaceae
Exons: 3
Coding region: 1-960 (319 amino acids)
Source: RefSeq, a predicted model, not a curated record
AUGGUUAUACCACGUUUCCAGCCAAUACCUGGCGAAAGCAAAGUAUCCGGUAUACUUGGUGGUACAAUAUUUCCUCAAAUAUUGGUCGUCUUCUUUCUCGUUGGCCGAAUUAUAUCUCGAGUUGUCGUCAUUGGUCGAUGGAGCUGGGAUGAUACAUUGAUUGUUAUUGCAUGGGUUUUCACUCUAAUCUUGACAAUCUUACUCGAUAUCGGUACACUCUUCGGUCAAGGACACCACAUUCAAGACGUUCCUCCGAACCUUAUCCUCGAAUCCGCUCCACUUCUCGCAGGAGAUAUCUUUCAAUGCAACUCUGUCACCGGAGGACCUUUCAUCGCCGCCAACGUUAUGUGUUUCCAGGCACAACCAGUCAUUAAAGCUUCCACUGCACUUCAGACAAUCACGGACGCCUGGAUGAUAUUGAUGGUUGUACCUGUGGUGUCGACAUUAGAAAUCCCAAGAAAGCAGAAGUUGGCAUUGAUGGGCCUUCUCAGUCUCGGAAUCCUCGUUAUAAUCGCAUCCAUUGCACGCAUAUCAACACUCCUUAGUGUCGGCGAUAGUAUCGACAUAACCUGGAUCACUGGGGAGUUCGAUAUUUGGGUCUGUAUUGGAAUGCUGCAUAGGUAUCAUCUGCGCCUGCGCUCCAACAAUACGACCACUUAUUCACAAAGUAUUCCCCCGAAUUUCAUGGCCAGUAGAUCUGGGUCCGGCAAGACGAAACCGACACAAGUCACUGGCAGACGAGAAACAGCCAUUGGCUCACAAAGCCAGCGCAACAAGAUCAGUGAUCCCGUUUCCAUCGAGUUAGAGCGAACAGAUACUUGGCUUUCCGAUUCGAGUGAGCAAAAGCUUGUUCUCAAGAAGGGAUUUACUGUCCGGAGCAAAGAAUACAUCUCAAAAUACCCAUUGAGUCCACUGCAGAGGAACCCCUCGACGGACCCAGGGCGUGGCUGGCAAGCAUAG